Anisakis simplex (herring worm) is the source of this 405-nucleotide messenger RNA. The record is from the annotation of a GenBank genome assembly. NCBI's taxonomy places the organism in Eukaryota, Metazoa, Nematoda, Chromadorea, Rhabditida, Anisakidae.
AUGACUGACAUGGAACUGCGAGCCUUCGAGGCUCAUUUGGACAUAAUGGUCGACCAGAUCGGUGAAGAGUCGACCGAGUUGAUCAUCGAGAGACCACGAUACGCACAUGCUGUGAUGGUUCUGUCGAAUGGCGACGAACCGGGCGAGCUUCUCACUGCGUCGAGAAUAAAAGUACUCGAUCCGAUUUUCAUCCCAAUCGAGACGGCCAACAAUGGAAAUCAAGUCUUUCAUCAAUAUUGCCCUGAACGCGAGACUGCAAUGAGCUCUCAAGGUGGUUCGGCGCAAUGCGACGAUGAUAUAGAACGUGCCCUUCGAAAACUGGAGCAGUCACGGAACAUGCUAGACGAAGAUGAACCCGAACUUACGGCGCAAUCUGAUGUAGGCAUUCCGAUUCGUCGCUUGUGA